AUGCCAACUGCUAUCGCAAUCGCUGGUAUCAGCAGCACACUUGCUCUUCUCAUCGCAAGAUCACUUCUUCAACGACCUGAUGUCCACAUUCGCGGCUCUUCACGUAACAUGAACAAGAUUCCAGACGAUCUGAAAUCCGACUCGUGCGUUUCAUUGGUGCAGAGCGACCUAUACGACACGGAUACGUUGCGCACCUUGGGCAUACCAUGCUACAUCGCCAGUGAAUACACUAUAGGAUACCGCAGGCUCGAUCCGACCGACCUGGGCCUCAAAAGUUUUACAAACGAUAUCGUAGCAUACUUGAAAACAAAACCCGCGGUUAAGGGCGUGCACAUCAUGAUUGGUUAUUUCAUCGAGGCCUUCCUUGACUAUUUCGACGUCUGGCACCCGGAAGCGAACGAGCUUCGGUAUUGGGGAACUGGUAAUGAGAAAUGGGACUUUACCUCAUAUCAGACAGGGGUGAAAUACGUUGCUGCUAUGGCUCUCGAUCCGGAUGCAUCCGGCUUCUUCAAAUGUAGCAUUCCCUCACUGACACUUUGA
Molecule: messenger RNA, 540 nt
Organism: Bipolaris maydis ATCC 48331
Lineage: Eukaryota; Fungi; Ascomycota; Dothideomycetes; Pleosporales; Pleosporaceae
Source: RefSeq, a predicted model, not a curated record